UUUGGAGUUUUCUAUAGAAAAAUCCCGUACGCAUUACACAGUGAGUGAAUCUAUAAAAGAAAGAAGAAGCAUUAUUUUGACAAACCCCCCAUUGUACAGAAGGAGAGGUUUUUAAUUUCUAUCAUUUUUAAAUUAUUUAUUAUAAAUUUAAGAAGAUAACAACAAGCCAGUCAGCCAUUCAGUUAGCAAGAAAGAAUGUCGGCUGUAACAUGGGAGAUAGCAUUGUACAUAAUCCUAGCCAUAUUGGCUCACAUACUAGUCUUCUUAUUUGUGACAAGGAAACGGGCCAAGAGUAUUGUUGGAAAACAUGUGGUAGUUACAGGAGGCAGUAAAGGAAUUGGUUUACGUGUGGCCGUGGAAUGUGCUCUGCGCGGGGCCAACGUUACGGUUUUGGCACGAGAUGAGAAAAUGCUAAGUGGUGCUGUUGCACUUAUGGAGGUGAUAAGACAAAGUCCAGAACAAAAAUUCCAAUAUCGCUGUCUCGAUUUGUCGACCAACUAUGAAAAUGUUCAGAAAUGUUUAGAGGAAAUCGAAAAGGAAUUGGGUGAUAUAUACAUGUUGGUUAACUGUGCGGGCUUGGCCAUUUGUGGGGUGUUCGAGGAUGUGUCUGUUGAGGAUGCUAGAAAAUUAAUGGAUGUAAAUUAUUGGGGCUCAUACAAUUGUACCCGCUAUGUUUUGCCUAAAAUGAAACAGGCCAAGGCGGGAAUAAUCGUUAUAACCGCAUCACAAGCUGCUCUGUUUGGCAUUUAUGGUUAUGGACCGUAUGCUGCAUCAAAAUAUGCAUUGCGUGGCAUGGCUGAAACGGUGGCAAUGGAAUGUCGUCAUUUGGGUGUCACCGUGACAUUGGCAUUGCCGGCAGACACAAAUACUCCCGGUUUUGAAAAUGAAAAUAAAACCAAACCCCAAGAAACGAAAUUGAUUUCUGGCGGUGGUGGUUUGGCUGAACCCGAUGCUGUUGCAAAACAAAUUGUUAAUGAUGCUUUGAAAGGCAAUUUCAUUUCCAUACUUGGUUUCGAAUCAUGGCUAUUGACUUUAAUGGGUGGUGCUCUUUUCAAAUGGGAUGGAUUUUUCCAAAAUUUAUUCCAUGCUGUGCUUUUGGGCCCUCUUCGUAUUGUUGGUUAUUUCUUGCACUUGCAUUUCGAAGGGAUUAUCAAAAGUUGUGCUAAAAAGAAGAAGACUGAAUGAAAGUACCUAACGAAUCAGGAUUGAUGUGCUUGUUAUUGUUGUUUACGCACAAUUGAGAGUAAUUGCCUUAGAUCGAGGAUAGUCUACUUAUGACAAGUUCCACAUUCUGUAAUUGUACAUUCAAAUGAAAAUGUAUGCAUUAAAAAAAAAACUUGUUAGAUUUUUAAUCUUUCUAAGUAUUUAUCUAAAAAUUAAUUGAUUCAUUUUUCCAUGUCCACAAACUACGUAGAGUAUUUUUAUAAAAUGCAAGUUAAGUACUUAUAUAUAUUUGUAAUUCCAUUUAUAAUUAACGAAAAAUAAAGGCUUUUUGAUUUCAUAAUUUAUUAAAAAUAACAA
Messenger RNA from Musca domestica (house fly), 1521 nucleotides. Its product is annotated as 3-ketodihydrosphingosine reductase. The record is from RefSeq and is a predicted model, not a curated record. Gene Ontology annotation, cellular component: endoplasmic reticulum membrane. NCBI's taxonomy places the organism in Eukaryota, Metazoa, Arthropoda, Insecta, Diptera, Muscidae. The transcript is spliced from 4 exons. Gene Ontology annotation, molecular function: 3-dehydrosphinganine reductase activity. Gene Ontology annotation, biological process: sphingolipid biosynthetic process. Bases 196 to 1185 code for a protein of 329 amino acids.